AUGACACCUACACUUUGGAAAUUCACACAAGAACUAGCUGGUUUGAACAAAAUUAAUGAUAUAGACAAGGAAAAAAUCAAGUGCAUUUCAAUACAUGCAACUACAAAUGCUGCUGUAGAACAUUUUAUCUUGUCAGAUAAUGAUCAAAAAAAUGAGAUAUCUGAUAACAAAUCUGAUGGCUCAGAAACAAAGAAGCAUUCUUUAGAACAAGAUGAAGAAUUGACAUCAAUUAAGAGAAGACAAAUGGAUGUGGAGUCACCUAAUGUUGAUAUAAAGUCAGUAACUAAAAAUAGAUAUGUGUUAAAGUGGAAUUUUGAAGAAGAUCUGAGGCCUGCAAGAGUGGAAUGGAUCAUUGAUGAAAUAAGCAUAAGUGAAUCAUUUUUCAGUUUAAAAGAGCAUGCUAUAUCUAUGGCAAAUGAACAUAAACUUACCUAUUCAAACCAUCCGGGUGAAAUACU
Entrophospora candida is the source of this 458-nucleotide messenger RNA. The record is from the annotation of a GenBank genome assembly. NCBI's taxonomy places the organism in Eukaryota, Fungi, Glomeromycota, Glomeromycetes, Entrophosporales, Entrophosporaceae.